UUCCGGUCGAUCGACCAUCAUGGAGAAGUCGUUGAAGGACAUGAACGAAGCGCUGGCGAGUGUGUUGGCGCUGGUAGUCGCCCCCGUGGAGUACCCACCGCCCAGUCGUCCGAAUCCUCUGCAGCAGGACGCGACGGACUUGAAUGAUCUGCAGGAACAAAUGGAAGCGUUCUUUGUCCAGGCCAAGAAGUUGGAGACGCAAAUCCUGUCGCAAGACGUCGAUCAUACUGGGGAGAACCGCGUUCAAGUGGAAGCCGAGAUCCAAGCGCUAGAGCAUGAGCUCAACGACAAGAACGACCUCAUCGACAAGUACUCGGAAGUGAUUCGCGGGUGGGAAGGCAAAUUCAAGCGACUCGACUCGAAAAUGUCCGUCUCCUAAGCAUCAUCCAUCCAUCUACCUAAUAAGCCACGUAUGAACAACACCCGAAUACGCAUGCAUCCUACGGUGGCAACGUUCUGCAUCCCAGUCGUUCCAUCUACUUACUCGCGGCACAUUCAGCUCACAAGGAUCCCGCAAAGUACUCAUAGGCCAUGGCUUCCUGUUAACAACUCUUUAAAACUCUCAUGCACACA
Aphanomyces astaci is the source of this 573-nucleotide messenger RNA. RefSeq lists its product as hypothetical. The transcript has a single exon. The coding region runs from base 20 to 379 and encodes 119 amino acids. NCBI's taxonomy places the organism in Eukaryota, Oomycota, Saprolegniomycetes, Saprolegniales, Verrucalvaceae. The record is from RefSeq and is a predicted model, not a curated record.